Molecule: messenger RNA, 1458 nt
Organism: Coccidioides immitis RS
Lineage: Eukaryota; Fungi; Ascomycota; Eurotiomycetes; Onygenales; Onygenaceae
Product: major facilitator superfamily transporter protein
Exons: 5
Coding region: 1-1458 (485 amino acids)
Biological process (GO): transmembrane transport
Cellular component (GO): membrane
Molecular function (GO): transmembrane transporter activity
Source: RefSeq, a predicted model, not a curated record
AUGGACGAUGGAAGAGUGGAGCUUGAAGGAAUAGAUGUGGGAGAGACAAACGAGCUUGCCAUUGAGCAGUAUAGGGCUGAAAUCGAAAGAAAGCUUGUUCGUCGGCAAGAUAUGGUCAUUAUGCCUCAGAUGGUCACCCUUUACCUCCUGGCGUACCUUGACCGAAGCAACCUCGGAAAUGCCAAACUCCAAGGCUUGGUUGAAGAUGUCCUAAACGGGAAUGAUGAUGACUACGGCUGGGCAGCGAGCAUAUUCUAUUUCGGAUACGUCAUGUUCGCAAUCCCUUUUACUCUUUAUGGCAAAAGGUUUCAUCCCUCCAGGUUUAUGUUUGUUUGCGUCCUGGGAUGGGGUGUAUCUGCGUCCGCCGCCGCCGGUGCCUUUAAUUUUGCCGGCCUUGCAAGUUCUCGAUUCUGCAUAGGUUUAUUUGAAGCAGGAUUUGCGCCGAGUGCUGUUUUCUAUUUUACGCUUUGGUACACGCGCAGCGAAGUAGCGUUUCGUACUUCCAUUUUCGUGGGGAUGGCUGCCCUGUCAGGGGCAUUCGGCGGGCUGAUCGCUUAUGGGAUUUCACUGAUCAAAACUCACUUCGCACGCUGGCGAGUUCUGUUUCUCGUGGAAGGCUUGCCAACCAUUAUUUUCGCUUUUGUGAUUCUAUUUUUUCUGCCUGAUCGACCAGAAACCGCCAAUCUUUUCAGAAACGAAGAAGAACGUGCGGUAUCCAUUGAGCGAAUGAAUCGGGGUCAAGCCAGUGAGGGGCACAAUGUGCUAGUCAAGAGGCACAUUGUGUCAGGUUUCACAGACUGGAAAGUGCAUGCAUGUGCCCUUGUCAAGAUGGGACACGAUGCAGGCCUUGCAACCAUUUCGAUCUUUUUGCCAAACAUCCUCAAGUCACUUGGAUAUACAAAUACCCAGGCCCAGUACAUGACUAUUGGUCCGUAUCUCGUCGCGUGGGUUGUGAUGCUUGGGGUGUGUUUCAUUUCGGACAAGCGGAGAACCCGUGGACCGUUCCUCAUCGGUGCCACCAUGGUGUCGAUAAUAGGGACGGCUCUCAUAGUUUCCUUUCCUGCCGAAGAAAAUCCCCAAAUCGCACUUGUUGGGGUCUUCUUCAUGGUGGCUGGCAUCUUUCCAUGCAUCCCGUUGGGAAUACAAUGGGUGACGGACAAUGCUGGCGCCGAAUCAAAGAAGAUAACAGCAAUUUGCAUCCUUGUAGUCGCGGGCCACUGCUGGAGCAUCCUUGCUAGCAAAAGUUUUCCAGAUCGGGAGGGGCCCGAUUACGUCCGUGGGUAUAGCAUUGUGCUGGCGUUCUUGGGACUUAGCUGUAUUAUGUCUAUCGUCCUGUCCGUUCGCCAUCGAAUUGAAAACGCGCGACGAGACAAGAAAUACGGAAAGCCGAACCCAAUUAUGCCGGUUGAUACAGCGGAAAAGGCGGACAAAGCUCCAAUGUUCCGCUACAUCAUCUAG